Messenger RNA from Iphiclides podalirius (scarce swallowtail), 312 nucleotides. Lineage: Eukaryota; Metazoa; Arthropoda; Insecta; Lepidoptera; Papilionidae. The record is from the annotation of a GenBank genome assembly.
AUGGUGUGGCGUGGCAGCGAGGUGAUGCAGGCGGGCGCGUCGAAGCCCGCCGCGGAGGUGAUCCGCACCCUCACGAGGGGCGCCUCCACCAGAAUCUCGCCGGACGCCCUCGUCAGGUACUUCCGUCCGCUGGAGCUGUGGCUGCGCGCUCAGAACCGUGAGGAGCAGCUCAUCGGCUGGAGCGCUGACGAGAGCGACGUGCGCCUCUUCUCGCCCCUCACCGCAAAAGCCCCCUCCACCUCACCCCCCUCCGCCCCCCUUCUCCUACUCCUCACCGCACCCCUCACCCUCCGCCUCCUCCUGAGAUCAGAG